CCGGUGGCGACCGGAAGCCCCACGUUGCCGUGGUGACCGGGGCGCGACCACCAUGGCGGUGCCGGGCUGGCUGGAGAGGCUGCGGGCCGCCAGCAAGACCGCGCUGCUGCAGGACGGGAAGCGGAAGAUCCACUACUUGUUCGAGGAUGGGAAGGAGAUGGCUGAAGAGUACGAGGUGAAGACCGGGCAGUUAGUGAGUAGAAAAUGGCGAGAGAAGAACACCCUCGGGGGUUCUGGCAAGUGGCAGGUUGAAGUGGGAGAGCCAGCUUUGCCGCUCCUGGAAGCACUGGAGUCGGAUCUCAUAAAGGAAAGCAGCUCCAAUCCUGUCUUCAUGAGGAAGGAUACACGAACCAGCUUCCAGUGGCGAAUCCGUAACCUGCCCUACCCCAAGGAGGUCUACAGCGUCUCUGUGGAGAAGGAGCAGCGCUGCUGUGUCAUCCGGACCACCAACAAGAAGUACUACAAAAAGUUCUCUAUUCCUGACCUGGACCGAUACCAGCUCCCCUUGGACACAGCUGCCCUGAGCUUCACCCAUGCCAACAACACCCUGAUCAUUACGGAAGAAGGCAUGGCAUUUGUGUUGCUGAUUAACCAAAGGAUAUAUAAAUGGGAGUACCUAGAACUGACACUUUAAAGAGUAACUGAAGUCAUAUUUGGACAGGAUGGGGAAACAGCACAGCAAAACACGCGGGAAAGCCUUGAGAAAAGAGAAUGAGCAGCCAUCUGAGGAAGGGCAGCUACCUUUGAAUCACCCCACUGCAGUGAGUGGACGCAGUAGAAGGUACAAAUUUGAAUUCACUUACCUGAUACAAGCACAGCCCAGAAAGCUAUUUAGCUCACUGUUGGACAAAUUGUGGACUGAUGACUGCAAUUUAGAGUGCUCAGCUGAGAUAGAGAUGCUGAGAAAGAAACCGAAGCCUGAAAGGAGUAAGAAACAUCUUUCCCACCAAGCCUGGAGAAAGCUUCCUUGGCAAAAAAAGAUAGAUGGCAUUAUGAAUCUAUAGAAAAGAAGGGCAGGAGAGGGGAUUCUACAGUCUACAGAACAGCAUUAUGAUUCUUCUGACCUCCAAAUCCUGUGAAACUGUUAGCAAUGCCAGAAUAACAUUUGCUAUCACGCGCCCCUCCUGUUACCAGAGAUAUCUACCCACUUCUCUGUGACUGUACAAAUCCAGUGGACAUGCCUGGGUGAAACAGACUCCUCACACUUCUUUGAGUCAGCUACCUUUCCUUUCGAUCUAGCACCUCCAGUUGUGAACCUAUUUGCUCCCUUCACCCAAGAAACUCCUUUUGUUAUUAAAUUAGAGGGUCUCAAAUUUGUUUAAACCUUGGAGUCCUAAGAAGUCCGCUUGUGCAUCUUGGACCAUGCUUCUACAUCAAAAGCUUUUGUUGAAAGCAUUUAGCAGGCAUCGUAACCAAGAACUAGACCCACAGAUUCUCAUUUCACUGAUCUACUUCCACACACGAAAAAUCUGAGCAUGAUAAGAGGCAAAGCCAAGAAGGACUGGAUUUAAGCAAGAAAGCAUCAGCAGUGAUCAGUUAACUAGGGUGUUCAGCACUACAUACUACAACUGUCAGAUCACACUUGCUGUUCAAGGACAGCACAGGGAGCCCAAGUUUUAAAGUUCUCCCUCCUUGUUGACAAUUGCUCGAGUUCAUUCACUCAGUGGCUCUAAGAAGCCACCAAAGUGGAUGCAGAUCAACAUAUGCUGCAAUUUGAAAGAAAGCAACUGAUUUGUGCCCACCUCACUGUACAGACAGAUGUGACCCAGCAAGGGUCCCAGUGAAGCACAUAUUAGAGACCAAGCAGCAGCGAGUCAGCACAGUCAGACAGCUGCUUGUGAUGGUAACACUCAUGUUGGCUCUCAAGAAACAGUAAUACAAUAGCAUUAGAGGUUAACACGGAUUACUAAUCUGCUCAGCAGCUGCCCAGCUACCCCAAGACUCCUCCCACCCCUCUCUGCUGAGGGCACCAGACACACAUCUGAAUCUCCCUUCUCCACUCCCUGGCCACUUCCAUGAAUCCUCUACCUCCCACCUCCCCAGAACUUGCAGACAUCAAAGGCACCUGCCUUGAACACCUGAAGAGCAGGGGAGGACUGACAGUCAAGAAAUGCAACUCUGUAUCUUCCCCGUCCCAGUACACUAUUUUUCCCCCCCCCAUUCCUUUGAAAAAGGUGGCAGAGAUAAAUGGAGAACAAAGAAACAAGAAAAAGCCACAGCCUUGGCCCACACCCUGCCUAUUACUUAAGGGGGAAGGAACUCUUCCGAAAGAGGAGGAAAAAAAUGUGCUCAGACACAAUGGCUCAAAAGGCCAGGCAGCAAACCGGGCCACUUUGUACUGCUAACAAGGGAAACCUAAUUACAGGAAGAGGGCAAAGAGGGACAGAUAAAAGGGAUACAAAAUUUCAACAUCUGUUGCCAUAAAGGGAUAAGAAGUGGGGAAACGCAAAGUGUCAGUUUGGUGUCAGUGACGGCGUAAAGCCACUUUCAAAGGGCUCAGGAGAGGCAGAAAAAUCGAACAAGAAAUUAGAGGGUUCUUAAAAAAAACCAAAAAACCACUCUACCAAAAAUGCUUUCAAAAGAGAGGAGGAUAAGAGACAAAGACUGGAUAUUUAAAAGGUAGAGGAUCUGGGGUGGCUUGCAGGGCACAGCUAACUUUGGCUUAGCUUUUACAACAGCUCUCAUGCCCUGCAUCUGUCGGGCUGUGUCACAGGAAAGGACAGUGUAGGACUUGUGCAUUCAAAGUGUUUACAGCAUGAGGACUACCAUGCCGGAGAGAUCACGGGUCCUCUUUAAGCAUCAAGCUUGGCAGAAUAACUCCAAGAGAUGCUGCAAGGCAACCUCUGGAAUAUCCUACCUUACGGAGAAACAUCCCUAAGGCAGAGGCUGUCUCCUGAAGACAUGCACACCACCACAAUAGUCUGGGGAGCAACAGUUCUCCACAGGCAAAGGACAAAUUCUGGCCUUGGAGCUACUCCCAGUGGUGUAUCACCCUUGUCUCCCAAGGAGAAACUCCCAAAGGAAAUAGGAGGUGAAAAGAAAGAAGGAGAAAGAGAUAAAAAGGAACAGGAUCUGAAGAAAGUUUCCCAUUCUCUUGCUUGCCAUCAACUGGUUGUUCUGCUGCGCCACACACCAGCACUGGCAGAUCAGACAGGAAGGUCUGAGCAGAGAAGGGCAAAAGGAAGCAGAGGCACCUGACAUGCGAGAGGGGCAGCUGCCAUCAUAACCCUCACUGGCACAGAGGGGCAAGGGAACUUGCAAGAGGCUAAGGAGUCAGCAACGCCUGAUGCUUGAUGCAAGGACACAGGUUAGUGUCCAGUGACCCAUACUGCUAAUUGUUCUCCUUUCCUGCGCAGACCUCUAACUGCCCGAGUUACCCACAGCCCCCUCCAGACACACACCUUGAUUCCAAACAGCUAUAAACACACCACAACUUCCCCACAUCUAAAAGCAAUCAGAUGGCAUGAUGUAGCAACUGCGGGAUGAGAUAUGUCCUCCAGAGGUGCAGCUAGCCAGCUUCAAAAGCAUAAGGAAAAAAAAAAAAAAUCCUCUUUCAUUCCAGGAGAAAGGGCCAGGUGUAGCAGCAGCUGGAAUUUGAGCCAUCAGAGACGAUGUCUUGGCAUUAUGCGGUCACUCCCCUGCUUUAGACUCCCCUUGACAAUUGCUUGUUGCUGCCUGUUGUGGCUUUGAUCCAACGCCACCAUCUCAGCAGAGGCAGAAAUGAAAGACAGUUGUGGGGGUGGGAUGCAGCAAGAGGCGUUUCCCUUCCCCACUAAAAAUUUCCUCACUGCUAAAUCCAACCAAGCCCUUUUCAAAGCCCUGAACAUAUUUCCAGGUGAAGACGUUAUCCCCUUCCUCUUGGAGGGAUGAGACUGGCCGCCCCAGGGUUAGGGAACAGCGAAGGUCAUAAAUAUGAAAACAUACCAUGACCAACUGCUACAAGCACUAGCCAAGGACUUAUCUGGCCUGGAACUAAGAAGAUCAGUACACAAAAGGUUAUUUAAGCUUUAAAUCCUUUUGUAGCAUGUUGCAGCUCUCAGCUGUUGGGGAAAAAGACCACCUACCCUAAAGGAAGGGAAUGUCACAGAAACUGCUGUAGUGUUACUUACACACACGUCAAGCAGAAAAAAGACUAGCUAUCAACUAACUGGUCUUGGACAGCACUAAACAUCUAAGUCAUGCAAGGAUCCCAGAGUUUUAAAGAACGCAUUUUAAGCAUUGCUCUACCCUGCCUCAUUUUUUGACGGAGAGGUUGCCUGUGCUCUGCUCUUAGAUAUUAUGUCUUUGCCAUGCUUGGCCUCUGCAGGCAAGCCUCUUGCCCUUCAUUCCCACGAGGAAGGGGCAAGCAGCAAACCCGGGGGGCCCAGUUCUGUCUGUCAGAUGUUAUCAGGACACACUGGGCACAGGAGCAGUCCUGGGUACCUCUAAGAUCUUGAGUUUGCAUGCAAUGCUCCCACUUCUGGAGCCUGACCAGAGAGACAAAAUGCAUAACACUCGAAGAAAGAAAUCAGCGUUCCCCUAUGAGAUUGCUUCUGGCCACCAUGGAGCCUUUAAAAAUGAAUGCAAAGCUCUGCUGGGAAGAGGAACAUUUUAUGGAGAAGUCAAGACCUGGAAGGACAGCUCUGUAUUCCCUCAUUAUGAAUGAUCACAUCAAACUUCAUGUGCUAGUUUCCCUGCCAUGCUCUCUGCUCAGUCUUCUUCCCUGCACGUGCUGAUGAGACUCCCAGCUCUCCACAGAGAGGGAAAGCCCCAGUGGCACGGUACAUUCCAGCUGUGACAGGUGAAGACGGAAGAAUAAGUUUGACACUUCAGCCAUUGCAACAGAGGCCCAUUGGCCUAGGUUGCUUCAGCUUUUUUAUUUGCCUGUCACUCAGGCUUUGAUGUUAUUGAAAGAUCAAACUCCGUUGUGCCUGUUCAUUACCUUAAUCCUAUUUUCUAUACAGCUUUAUUAUCUCUUCAGACUUCCUUGGGAAAGGCUGUUAGAGGCUGGGACAGGGAGGAGAGUUGCCUGUCUCCUUGCCCCUGUCAGAUGCCUCUAUUCAGGAACAGCCAGAAGACUUGAUGGGCAGGGGUAUCACAGCACAAUCCGCAUCAUUCUAGGGUUCUCCGAAGGUACCAUUGGACUAGGUCACCAAGAAACAUGCACCAUAGCUGAAUGCACUGGUGCUGUCUUCCCUGUUCUAGUUCAUUCUCCGUGGGAUCUACCCUUUGCCAAGUCUUUAUUUUUGUUACUUCAGAGAAAAAAAUAAACCAGUUUAUAUUUGUAUUUG
This is a messenger RNA of Cuculus canorus (common cuckoo), 5270 nucleotides long. RefSeq names its product deleted in primary ciliary dyskinesia homolog (mouse) (gene DPCD). The record is from RefSeq and is a predicted model, not a curated record. The coding region runs from base 53 to 634 and encodes 193 amino acids. The transcript is spliced from 6 exons. Lineage: Eukaryota; Metazoa; Chordata; Aves; Cuculiformes; Cuculidae.